Effrenium voratum is the source of this 1814-nucleotide messenger RNA. The record is from the annotation of a GenBank genome assembly. NCBI's taxonomy places the organism in Eukaryota, Dinophyceae, Suessiales, Symbiodiniaceae.
AGCCCUUUUUUUCGGCUCGACGGGGGCGGGGCGACUUUUGGGGCAUCAUGGCUGAUAGAUACGGAGCCCAAGAAGAAGGUCCACCAAAUCGGAGGCGCUCCCGGCGGAUGCGCUCGGCCGCGGUGCUCUCCUGUGGUGCUGCAGCGUCCGCCUUUGUGCUGCCAGGCUUUUCAGUGUCCGGCAAGCCAGCCAAUGCUGGUGAGGCCUCCGCACCGGUGCCGUCUAUGACGCCCCCGGUGUCCCGGAUGGGGAUGCCCCUGGCCGCUUCCGUGGUGGGCUUGGCCGUGGCCAUGCGCAAGAGGAAUGCUGGCGCUGUGGCGCGGAAAGGCCUCUUCGACGGCAUGGAGGCUGGCUUGGAGCGGAAGCUGCAGGAACAGCUGCAGAGGCGCAGCUCCCAGGCUGCACAGAUUGAGAAGGGCGCGGAAGACCUGAAGCGGAAGAUGGAGGAGCAGCUUGAAGUUGAGCGCCGUGUGGGGGAAGAGCUGCGAAUGCAGAUCUCGGUGCUGCAGGAGAUCUACACGGAGGUCAACGACAAGCUGGAGAUGUCGCAGAUUGCGCAGCAGAAGAUGCAGGCCAGCCGCAACGAGCUGCUCACCGAGGUGCAGAAGCUCGAGGAGCGGCUCAUGCAAGCCGAUGCUGAAAGCAUCCAGCGGCAGGUUGACUUGGAGGGUGACAUCAAGCAGAAAGAGGAGAAAAUCGCCAUGCUGGAGCGACAGAAAGAUACCCUCAAGGAGAACUUGAGGCAGAUGGGAAAGCAGGUGAAGGCCGACCGUGAGGUGGCAGAAGCCAAGGAGGGUGCCCUCCAGACGCAGCUCAACCAGAUUGAGGCUCAGCUGAAAGUCACCACCGAUGCGACUGAGCAGGCGAAGGGCGAGCUGCGGAGCUCCAAGGCCCAGCUCGAGAGCCUCAACGUCAAGGUGGGUGAGCUGGACAAGGCGCUGCAGACGGCGCGCACCAAGGAGCAGCAGCUCUCCCAGCAGCUCCAGGCGGCGUCGGUGGAAGUGAAGCGCCUGCAGAGCGAGCAGAAGGUCCUCGAGGCGGACAUCUCGGACGCUCUGACGCGCGAGAGGAACCUGGCGGUGAUGCUGGCGCAGGUGCAGAGCAAGAACCAGUUCCUGGAGGACCGGCUCCCGAAGAUGGAGGAAGAGAACAAGAAGCUGAUCCGCCGCGUGAACCUCCUAGAGAAGGUGGCCCAGAACGAGCAGAUCUACUCUUCCAAGCUCUCGGAGUCGCACUCGGAGAACGAGAGAUUGGCCAAGGAGCUGCAGCAAUUGGAGGCGAACCUGUCGGCGAAGGACAAGGAGACCUCAAAGCUUGCGAGCGACCUCCGCGUCUUCCAGGAGAAGACUCGCGCGGCCACGGUGCAAGCUCAGACCUUCGAAGCCAAGGCCCAGGAGUUGGCGCGGGCCGCGGAGUCGCGCACCGCCACCAUCGAGGCGGAGAUCGCGGAGGCGAAGCGGGUCACUGCCAAGGCGCAGGAGGAGGCGGCCCAGGCGAAGCGACUGGUGGAGGAAGCCAAGCUGGCUGAGCUGAGGGCUGUGGAGGAGGCGCGCUCUGCCACGGCGGAAAAGGCCGCGGGGCUCUUCGCGGAGGCGCAGGCGGCCCAGGAGCGCGUGCGCCAGGCCCUGGAAGCGCAGGCCAGGGCGGCACAGGAGGCCGCCCAAGCGCAGCGGGCCGCGGAAGAACUGCAGGCCAAGGCGACGAACAGCUGGCAGCUGCCCUGGCAAAAGACAGCGUGAGGCGCUCUGAGCGCGUUGCACCCGGCAGAGCAGGCCCCAAAAAGGGAAAGUCACAACAGUACCCUCUCUCCGACA